Messenger RNA from Peronospora matthiolae, 360 nucleotides. The record is from the annotation of a GenBank genome assembly. NCBI's taxonomy places the organism in Eukaryota, Oomycota, Peronosporomycetes, Peronosporales, Peronosporaceae.
AUGAAUAUGUUGGAUGAUGAAGAUGACCAAAGCUUUCACGCUACGCGUGACGGCUACUCCCAUUUGAGCGAUGUCGAAUGGGAUGCGGUUGAACGAAUGGGUUCGACCAUGGGCAUCCAUGCUGUUAGCGUCAUGCUAGAGGCUCUCAAUAGAGAUGCCCAACAUGCUACUAUCGCCAAGUUCAUUCAAAAUGAACUUGACGCUGAACGCGAGAAAGUAGCCUUGCUUCACCAACAAGGUUCUCAACAAGCAGAGUUGUUGAGAGAACAAGGUGCUCAACAGUUUGAACUGUUGAGACAGCAGCAGGCUGCUGCUGGCGGGUCGAUGCGACUCGCGUCGACCCGAGACUUUGAAGAUUGA